Amborella trichopoda is the source of this 963-nucleotide messenger RNA. The record is from RefSeq and is a predicted model, not a curated record. NCBI's taxonomy places the organism in Eukaryota, Viridiplantae, Streptophyta, Magnoliopsida, Amborellales, Amborellaceae.
AUGCGGAGUGGCUAUCGAACUCAUUGUCUAGGUUACAAAGCUAGGCCAAACCAAGUUGAGAAUGCAAGGUGUGUGAAGCUUGUAUGCUGCUAUCCCAGCAGAUGGUUCAACAAGUUCCAACAGUUAUGGCAAGUUGAUUCGCCACAUGGGAACAGUGGUAACACAAAUGGCGAUAACACAAAAGGCGAUAACAUAAAAGGCGAUAACACAAACGACGAUAACACAAAUGGCGAUAACAGAAACAACGAUAACAUAAAUGGCGAUAACACAAACGGCGAUAACACAAAUGGCUAUAACACAAACGACGAUAACACAAAAGGAGAUAAUACAAAAGGCGAUAACACAAAAAGCGAUAACACAGAAGGCUUUAACACAAAAGGCGAUAACACAAAAGGUGAUAACACAAAAAGCGAUAACACAGAAGGCUUUAACACAAAAGGCGAUAACACAAAAGGCGAUAACGCAAACGACGAUAACAUAAAAGGCAAUUACACAAAAGCCGAUAACACAAAUGGCAAUAACACAAAAGGCGAUAGCACAAAAGGCAAUAACACAAACGACGAUAACACAAACGACGAUAACACAAAUGGUGAUAACACAAACAACGAUGACACAAAAGGCGAUAGCACAGAAGGCGAUAACACAGAAGGCGAUAACACAGAAGGCGAUAGCACAGAAGGUGAUAGCAUAGAAGGCGAUAAGACAAAAGGCGAUAACACAGAAGGCGAUAACACUGAAGGCGAUAACACUGAAGGCAAUACCACAAAAGGUGAUAACACAAAAGGGACAGACGGCGGUAAAACUUCUCUUCUCCUCUUCCCAUGGCUUUUCACUGCCGCGCAAGCCAUUCUAACUGGGAAAAGUUUCAGUCCUUACAUGUUACUUUUCGGUUACCCACUAAGAUGGUGGUCUUAUCAGGACUCACCGAGCGAAGAAGAGAAGUGGCGUCAGGACCAAUUUUAG